Messenger RNA from Meloidogyne enterolobii, 987 nucleotides. Lineage: Eukaryota; Metazoa; Nematoda; Chromadorea; Rhabditida; Meloidogynidae. The record is from the annotation of a GenBank genome assembly.
AUGGAUUUAUUAAUUCUUUGUUGUUUUGGUGGUGUUCCUUUUAUUCAAUUUCCCUCCUCCCCCUCCUCUCCUUCAAAACAACCUUUAGACAGAAUUAGGCAUCAAUGGGACCCCACUGAUUGGGUUGCUGUUGAUGUUACUGAUUCUCUUUUAUUUACAAACAAUUCUUCUUUCUCCUCUUCCUCUUCAUUAAAUCCUUUAUUGAAAAACAUAUUGCCUUCAGAUAUAUCAACAAUUAAUUUAGAACAAUGUGACCUUUGGAAUUUAACAUUUGCUUCUAAUGCAGAUAAACAUUUAUUUAAAAAAAGUCAUGGAAAGCUUAAAUGCAGGUGUCCAUUCGACUAUGUUGGAAUAGCCUGUCAACAACAAAAAACAAAACAAACAACAUCCAAAACAUUAAAUAAAACAACAAACAAAACUUUAAACAAAACAUUCCCCUCUUCCCCUCCCUCUCCCACUCCUCCUCUACUUUUACCCAACUUAACCACCAUCAACCAAACAUUCAAAGCAAUGGCUUUAAUUGGGGGAACAACACAAUCAACAUUUUCUGGAAAUUCUUUUAUUUGGUUUUUACUUGUUUUUAUGUUGUUGGCUUUAAUUAUGGUUUCCUUGUUUAUGAUGUUCAGGGGUUGUUGUUUUUGUGAUUGUUUUGGGGGAAUUCCAAAUAACAGGCGUUAUGAUCAACCAUUAACUCCCCAAACAAUAAAUCGUUGCAUGAAAGCUAUUAAAGAACAUGAAAGGGAGGAAAAGGCUAAGUAUUCGGCAAGUGGAGAAUGGUCAAUAGCCCCACCACCACAACAACACUCAACAUCAUUUAAUAAUAAUUGUAUGGUUAUAGAUUCACGUCGACCAUUAUUACCACAACAAACAACAACAAAUUCAAUUUCAUCAAUUAGCGAAACUAUCCCCCCUCCAAAUAUUCGUGCCUGUUCUCCUCCACCAUCUUACCGUUCUUCUAAUGGAAGUAUUGACAAAAUUAAUAAAUAA